UUCAGAAGGUAUACCCAAGUUCUCAAAGGAUAUAACCAACGAAUAGGUGAUGAUACCUUGCACAGCACAGAGGGCAUUGUUCUCCUGAGUACUGGGAUUUACAUCAUCGACACACUGAAUCCUUUCCGGAUCCCCAAUGGAGAAGAAAACGAUGGCCGACUCCUGCAGAUAUCGCCCUUACAAUUCGAGUGGCCAAAAAGCUUUUGUACAUAUAACCCUCCGGAUACAAGUAGUAUGCCUGGGGACAAGAACUUUGGGUUUAUGGUUUGGGAACUGUUGAUGGCGAACCGAGUAUCCUCUACGAGGGGAGGGAAACAUCGUGGAGUGAAUUUUAACAUUUGUUCGGAAUCGCAGCUAGAGGUCGGAAACGACACGUUAAAUG
This is a messenger RNA of Acaulospora colombiana, 382 nucleotides long. NCBI's taxonomy places the organism in Eukaryota, Fungi, Glomeromycota, Glomeromycetes, Diversisporales, Acaulosporaceae. The record is from the annotation of a GenBank genome assembly.